GAAAAGCGACAAAAAAAUAAAUGAUUGAGCGAUGGAGAAGGAAAAUCGAAUGAAAUUAGAUUUUUCCCAUGGUUUUAUGAAAGAAAUUAUUAGAAAUCAAAUUGACCGUGAUAACUAUGACAAAGAACAAAAAUUAAAAAAAGAAAAACCUAACGACUGUUCCAAACAUCGACGUCCAGAAAGACAACUAUAUAAACCUCCCAGCCGUUCUGCUCAAAAAAAUUCCGAUAUGACAACGAAAUCGACUGAUAUUCUCUUCAAACUUGUUUUCAAAGACGAAAAGGGUGAGAUUCAUAAUUACGAAAUCGAAAAUGACUGCAAUUUGAAAGCAAUAUCUUAUAAGAUUGGAUCAGCAUGCUGUUUAUCCAAUAAGCUGAUAUUGGCCUUAGAAAAAUUUUUGAAAGAGAAACGUUCUAAAUUUUUGGAAAACUAA
Molecule: messenger RNA, 433 nt
Organism: Dimorphilus gyrociliatus
Lineage: Eukaryota; Metazoa; Annelida; Polychaeta; Dinophilidae
Source: the annotation of a GenBank genome assembly